Dromaius novaehollandiae (emu) is the source of this 3728-nucleotide messenger RNA. RefSeq names its product serine/threonine-protein kinase PDIK1L-like. The transcript has 4 exons. Lineage: Eukaryota; Metazoa; Chordata; Aves; Casuariiformes; Dromaiidae. Bases 398 to 1396 code for a protein of 332 amino acids. Gene Ontology annotation, molecular function: ATP binding; protein kinase activity. Gene Ontology annotation, cellular component: nucleus; cytoplasm. The record is from RefSeq and is a predicted model, not a curated record. Gene Ontology annotation, biological process: protein phosphorylation.
CUGUUUGGUAAAUGCAUCUACACAGCCGCGUCUUGUUCUUUCUCACAAAACUUUGUCUGCUUUGGGCAAAUCCCUGCCGCUUCCCGCGCUGUCGUGCCCCACGGCACGGUCAGGAUCGUACCUGAUGCCUCUUAAAGCUGCCGCCUGUACAGGCUUUCUCGAAAUCCCGUUUCAGCCGUCAGCCCUUGCGCGACCGUAUCACGUAACGACGCGUGCAUCAUCAAAACUGGCACCUUUUGGAAGUAUUUGCACUCGAUAGCCGAUAAAUUGCCAGGUGUGGGAGUUUUUAAAACCUUGUAUCCCUUUCUCUUCCAGGGUUUUCCUGCAGGUGAAAAUCCGAGUGUCAUGACUUCACCUAUUUUCCUUUGAUUCGCUCUUCCCUGGGCCGGAGGGAGAGAUGGCUGCAGAGGCCAAGUACAGCAUUGCUCGAGAAGUGGGCCGAGGGAGCUACGGGGUGGUUUAUGAGGCGGUUGUUAAUCAAACUGGAAAGAAAGUGGCAGUGAAAAGGAUGCACUGUAACGUGCCUGAAAACGUAGAGUUGGCUUUGCAAGAGUUCUGGGCCCUGCAGAGCAUCCAGAGGCAACACGAAAACGUGAUCCAGCUGGAGGAGUGCAUUCUGCAGAAUGGCCAAGCCUUUCAGCCAAUUAGUCAUCGUUACAGGAAAUCAGACAGUCAUUUGCUGCUAAUUGAGACCUGUCUGAAAGGGCGGAGGUGCAUGGAUCCAAAAUCCGCCUGCUUUCUGUGGUUUGUGAUGGAGUUUUGUGACGGUGGAAACAUGAAUGAAUACCUGCUGUCUCGCAGCCCAGAUGCCCGGCUGAAUAACAGCUUCAUGCGGCAGCUGAGCAGUGCUGUGGCUUUCCUGCACAGAAACCAGAUCGUGCACAGAGACCUCAAGUCAGACAAUAUUUUGAUCUCUCACAGCUGUGGAAGUCCCGUAGUAAAGGUAGCAGAUUUUGGCCUCAGCAAGGUGUGUCAGGGGAAAGGGAACGUGAACCAGCAUCGCUUCUCCUCUGCAUGCGGGUCAAACUUCUACAUGGCUCCAGAAGUGUGGGAAGGUCACUACACUGCUAAGGCUGAUAUAUUUGCCCUUGGGAUCAUCUUCUGGGCUAUGGUUGAGAGGAUCACCUUCCGGGACGGGGAUACUGAGAAGGAAUUGCUUGGAACUUACAUCUGCCAAGGGAAGGAGCUUAUUCCCCUUGGAGAAGCGUUGCUGGAGAAUCCAAACAUGAAAUUACAAAUUCCUCUGAAGAACAAGAAGUCCAUGCCGGAUGAUCUCUGCAAGCUCCUGCGCGAUAUGUUAGCUUUUAACCCAAAGGAAAGAUUGGAUGCCUUCCAGCUAGAAGUGCGAAUCCGGCAAAUCUCCUAUGGCAGAAAGCGUCAACGCUCUGUCUCAUAGAAACAAAAGAUGUCCAGGUAUUGUGUUCUGCUGUGGUCUGGAUACCUCAGAGAUGGCAAAAACAACUUUAAAUUCCUUUGGAAUGAGUGGAUUGGCCAGAAAAGACGGACUUGGGAGUCUUGCCUGCUUCCAGUUUUCCCAAACGGUUGUAUUUAAACAGACAUUAACUUAUUUAUUUGUACAGUAAUUUUAAGAGGAGAACUACAAAAUUUUAUUUUUAUGCAAAACUUUGGUGUUUUAAUAUUUGCGUUGUUUUAUGCAGUGAGUAGCAUAGGUGAAGAUGUGGCUGAAGUGACCUUGACUGUCGGGCCGUACUUGGUGCGGUCAUAGAGGAAUUCCUAAACUUGCUUUCUUUUAAGUAACCCUUAUGCAUCCUUUUUCUGACAUUUUGUGACUGCCCUUUCGAAGGACCGCAAAGAAAUACGCUGAGACUGUCUGGGGAUUGGCUUCUCCGACCCGCUGGGUGUUGGCUGGGCUCUUCAGUCUUGGCUUUUCACUGAUAAUGCCAUGUCGCUUGUCCUUGGCACAGAAGAUAGAAGUUGUCUUUACAAGAUUUUAAUUAGAGCUUUUUUGUAUAAUGCUUCACUCCGUGGUGCUUGGCCACGUAACUAAGUGAUGUCUGCUGAAUGAGCUGGCAAAGUGUUCAGUAUCUAUUCUGAAAAGUUUUAGCAGAAACAAAAAUGUAUUUUCUUCACAGUAGCUUUUGAAUAUUCUUGCUUACAUUAACUAAAAUGCUUUCUUAAAAUAAGUACAAAGAAUGUUAAAGAUGCCAACUCUUGAUUAGAACGUAUGCGUCACUAACACUUAAAGUAGUUUAAGGAAUCAUGCUUCCUGCUGUGUUAGCUGCUUGUGCCAGCUGUUCUUGCAAGGGAAACGCAAAGGACUGAACUGGAAUCUUGGCAGGUAAAUGGGGAGCCUAAUUUGCACCCUGUUCGACAAAUGUUUUCAUGUGGCUGUAAACUCGUGCUGAUCUAAACUUUUCUUAAAGAGCGGGAGGCUCCUGGAAGAUCUCUGCUACGCUCUUUUCUUGUGCAGAGGUGAAAUAGUGUCCUUUGGGGACAGUUUCCUUUGCUCAGAAAGGAAUAAAUUGCCCAACGAAAGAUAACCUAGGGAGCCCCUCUGCACUACCUGUGCCACGUGGACCUUGGCUAACAGAAAUACAGAAAGCUUUUCUCUCUUUUUUUCCUUCCUGUUCUCUCCACUAAGAUUGUGACUGCAGUAUAGAAGACUGUAUUUUAAGCAGCAUGUCAUAAGCUAAAUUCAUGGAAAGGAUCUUUGUUACUGCAAUGUCUUUAUCCGUAGAUGCCACUGGCUUUUCCAGGGAAAGGGGAACCCCUCACCUGCCCCCCAAGGCUGUAAAAUACAGCAUUUAGUUAUGCACAAAUGAGCCAAUAUAUUAAUCAACCUCGAUCCCCAUAAUAGAUAACAAAUGGACCAUCCACUAUGAGCGGUUCCCCUAAAGAACAGUUGCAGGAACUUAGGAAAAAUAAGUUAAUUCCAGUCAUUAAGCUAAACUUGAUUUCUUUAGAGAAUUUCUAGUCUGACAGUGCUAGUGUGUCUGAAGCGCGCAUCGUUAGGAAAGGAAUGAUUGCUUUGCAGCUCUUUCAGCUCUUGACAGCUCUGUGCAGACUGCGUGGCUGGAUAUAAGCUGAAAAUGGAGGGCUGAAUCUUUCAACAGCCAUUGCUGACCCUGUUCUGGAGGGCUGAAUCUUUCAACAGCCAUUGCUGACCCUGUUUUGGAGGGCUGAAUCUUUCAACAGCCAUUGCUGACCCUGUUCUGGAGGGCGCUUUCGUCUCUGGUGUUAUGAGACGGGUCUGGCUUUGCUCUGCAGCUGCAGCGCAGCCCAGUUGUAGCUAAUUCUAGUUGUUGCCUUGAUUUUAACUGAGCUUUAAUUUCUGGGGAAUCGUAACUUAGGACUGUCUGCUGGGUUUCCUUCACGCAGCUUUCGGCUUAAGAAUAUUGUUCUGCUUUGCAGAACUGUUAAUGCUGAAGUAAGGGUUCUUCAUCCUCCUCUUUUGAAUCCAGUAGCCGCUGAACCUACCGUCUGCUCCUCCGCCAUCUCCUCUUAGCACAGGCAAGUGCUGCCAGUUUUAUGAGGCUGUUUUUAGUUGAGACCAGGUUGGUUUUUUUGGGAAUGCAGGUAGGUUUGCACAUACUUGCAACACAUUAGAAACCAUGACUGGCUGUUUACUCAGACUCUCUGCCUUGUUUUGCCAUGCUGGAUGAGUAUCCUCGCAGCUGCUAGAUAUUUUUAGCUGGUCUGUACGUAUGCUUUAAUCACUUGAAGCUCUGUAUACUAUAAAUUAAUAAAAUGUUGUGUUUUGUUUUUUA